Molecule: messenger RNA, 2326 nt
Organism: Polychytrium aggregatum
Lineage: Eukaryota; Fungi; Chytridiomycota; Chytridiomycetes; Polychytriales
Product: acyl transferase/acyl hydrolase/lysophospholipase
Exons: 11
Coding region: 336-2075 (579 amino acids)
Biological process (GO): glycerophospholipid catabolic process
Cellular component (GO): cytosol
Molecular function (GO): A2-type glycerophospholipase activity
Source: RefSeq, a predicted model, not a curated record
AGUCGAUCGAUCGAUUGAUGAAUCGGCCAGAGCCAGGCCUGGCUAUGCCAGGCUUUGCCAUGGCCGCAGCCCCGAUGGAAGGCAGGCCGGUUGCGAGUCGGACAACCGGCGCUGUUGCAGAGCCGGAUCGGGAGAGACGGCGUGGUCGGGACCAGGUGGAGCCCGAAUUCACCCACCUCCAGCCUCGCACAACGCCGGCUUGGGCCAGGGCGUCGUCGCCAGGGCCAUCCGGCAGCUCCCUCGACCAGCCCCUGUCUGGUCUUUUGGACCACAGCCUCGUCGCCCAUCGCCCAUCGCCCAUCGCCCAUCGCCCAUCGCCCGAUUGCUGCUAGAGAAUGAUAUCUCUCUUCAAGACGAUUGGCGCCAAGGUACCGCUGUGGGCCAAGAGCACCCCGCUGGACUUGAAGCGCUGGCGAGCGAGCAUCUCAGAUCUGCACGAAACCAUUGCAAGCGAGUCCCAGGACGCCAGCCAGAGCCCGCACACCACGACCGAAGCUGUCGUCAGGACCGACAACGCCAUCGGGGAGGACGAGCUUGUCUUUCAGCAGAGCCGACUCAGGGCCAUCAAGGACAGCUUCUGCCGCUAUCUGGAUAUUCCUGUGAGCGAGGUGGAGCUCGAAGACAUACCGGUCAUUGCCGCCUCGGUCAGCGGUGGAGGAUUCCGGUCUGUCGUGGCCACAGCAGCCUUCAUCGAAACCCUCAAUGCAGAGGGACUGUACGACUCCCUGAUGUAUCUGGCAGGAGUCAGCGGCGGAUGCUGGGGUCUCAGCUUCCUCUACGUGGCCGACUGUUCGCCGAGCAAUAUCAACGAAGCAGUCCAAAAGGUGCUGACGCGCUGGCUUACACCGCUGGUCUGCUUUGGGGCGUCCGGCGAGGCCAUACCGCCGUUUGUCUAUGAUUUCUACGGUGCGCUCGAGAUCAAGAGGCUCUCGGGACAGAAGCUGGACGCCGUCGACUUUUACUCGGUCCUGCUGGACUGCAUCCUGUUUGGCACCGUCAAGACCCCGGAAUGGGACCGUCGGCGGCUCAAGUUCAGCUACUAUGCCGAGCUCUGUCGGAGCGGACAGAUGCCGCUUCCGUUGUUCUAUGCCAUCCACAUCGAUCGGCCUUGGGAGCCCGGGUUCUCCGACGACUGGACCAAAGCCGACCGCGCGGCCUACAUUACCAUCGUCGAAGAGAGCGGCCAAGCCGCGCGAUACAACUGGAUGGAGUUCUCGCCUUUUGAGAUCGGGGCUGUGGAUUUCUCAGCCUGGAUCCCAACUUGGUCCUUUGGGCGCCGAUUCAUUGAUGGACGCUCUGUUCCGGCCCUGGGAUCUGCUAACGUCAUGGAGCAGAAUCUGUCGUUGAUUCUUGGCAUCGUUGGGAGCGCCUUGAGCACUACCUGGGGCAAAACUCUGAAGCAGCUUCUCGGAAAGCUAAGCUUUCUGCCAGAAAGCUAUCGAAGCGAACUCCGUGCGUCCAUCGAGCGUGCCGAAAGCACCAAGGCCGGAGAGGUGCUCUAUGAUGCGACGCUGCCUCCGGGGAAAAUAUGGAAUAUGGCAUACCAGUCGCAGGCAAACACUCCCAAGCCGCAGCCAGGAGUGCAAUUUGAUGCCACGAUUGAGCUACUCGAUGCAGGCACCGACCGAAACCUCCCCUUGGAUGUCCUGACUCGGGCCGGUCGUAAUGUCGACAUAUUCCUGGCGCUCGACACAAGCUCCUACGUCAUCAGCAACGGCUUCCCUGGCUCCCUCCAUAGCUUUGCACAGCAGCACGGAUAUCUUCCCCCACCCACCAAGCAGAGGCAGGGUCGCCCCGAUUUUGAAAUCACUCAGCUCGUGCCUGCCUCGGCUGAUACAGCUGCAGCACAAUCGCCAGUCAGUAUUGUCUACAUUCCAGUCGCCAAGUUUGAUGAUAACCCGUUCGACCCGAUGACCGUCGGCGAUGGCGAGUACUCCAUGUCCAAGCAAAAGUACGAUGCGCUCGCCCAGAACGUCUCGCGACGGCUCAGCUCCAACGCUUCGGCAAUCAAGCAAAGCAUCCGCGAGUGCUACGAACGAAAGAAGCAGGCUCGUCUGGCUCGGGUUGGCGGCUAAGCUCUUGGGCCGCAUAGCAGCUUGCUGAAAGUGGGCGCAUGCAUCGCCAAACGAAACAGUGGCUAUGGUGCAGCAAUAUUAUAAAGCAACUAUGAUAUAUGACAUGGGUGGCCAAGAGUCGUGGGCUGACCGCAAGUUGGCGCAUAGUCACAGUCUCUGAUGCACAAGCCAAUCCCUGUCCAGCACAUGUCCAAGAGAUACGGGACUGUGUCGAAGAUCAGAAAAUAAAGGCUGCGGCCAGUGGAUGAAUG